Molecule: messenger RNA, 1599 nt
Organism: Penicillium angulare
Lineage: Eukaryota; Fungi; Ascomycota; Eurotiomycetes; Eurotiales; Aspergillaceae
Exons: 2
Coding region: 1-1599 (532 amino acids)
Source: RefSeq, a predicted model, not a curated record
AUGCCCUCGUCUUCGCAAUACGCUUCAUAUAAUGCCGGCCAACGACAAUACCAGCAAGGUUAUCCCCAGGGGUACCAAGGCUAUCAAGGAUACCAGAAAGAUCCUCAGCAGCAGCAGGAACAGCGACAGGAUACCAGCCGUAGCCAACCACAGCAGCAGCCACAGUACCCGAAUGCACAGUAUUCACAAUCUCAGUACUCACAGGCACCAAACCCACAACCUCAAUAUGCCCAGGCUCCUUGUUCGCGACCCCCGGUCUCACAGGCUCAAUACUCGGAGCCGUAUCCCCAGGCGUACCCUCAGAUUCAACAGCAAUACCCGCAGCAGUACCCUCAGCCAUAUCCUCUACAGCAGUAUCCGCAACAGUAUCCUACAGGCUAUCAAAAUGACCAGUACCAACAAUACCCGGCUCCUACUCCUGUACCGGAAGAAUCCAAUGCCGCUGAAGCGGAUCCAAUUCUUCGCCCAUCCUCGCGGUAUGGGAAGCGACCAUGCGUCAUCCCUCAGGUGACAAAGGUAUUCGGUGGAUCCUUUUUCAGUCCCUUUGUGCGUGUCCGCGCCCCAGAGCUGGAGGAAACCUAUCCCAUACCAGAAGCCAAGUUCCUUCAGUUUCUUGAUGGCCUCAACGAGGCGUUCAUUGCCAACCCCGCGCUUCAGGCUGCCGACGGAGUUGGAAAUAUUCUCGGUUUCAUCCCUUCUAUUACUACCCAAGUGGUAGGUGGUGGCCUCAAUAUUGUUGCUGGUUUCGGAACUGUCGGUGUAUCGAAGGGCCGCACAAGAAGUUAUCUUAAGAAAGCAAACCUGGAAAUUUGGAACCCAAUUGGGGUGCAUGCCCAAGUUUUAAAGACUGAGAAAAUGCUUGCUCUCGCUGGAAUACCCAAAGAGAAAAACCCAUUCAAUCCCAAAACAGCGGGAGAUGGAGUCAAUAGUCUCAUGCCUGCUGGGCCGCCUUCAGCUAAUGGCGUGGGCAUACCAACAACGCAGCUGCCACCGCCACCAACGGAGCAGGAUAUGAAGGUAGCUAUCAAAAAGCGUAUGGAUUUACUUGGAGACAAUGUUAUGCCACUUACGUUCAAUAAUGUUGCUCCUCCUACUGAGCAGACCAACUGGAUGAAGAAAAUGGGCGCCAAGGCUGCAGCUGAGAAGGAAAAGGAACAACUGAAUGAGAUGCAUGGUAUUUCAGAUCGAGGUGAUGUGAAAGAGGCGGAAGAAGAUGUGCAAGAGCUCCAGGCACAGAUGGAUGCUAUCAAUAUAAAGAUGCAGAGGGCCUCUGGAAAGAAAGCUAAGGAUUUGCAGAAAGACAUGGAAGAUGUGCAAAAGGACAUGCGCACUGCACAGGAGGAGCUACAGAAAGAAUUGGAAAAAGCGCACAAAGCAGAUGAUAAGAUUAAGAAGAAGCAGCAGAAGGGUGGAGGAAAGGUCCAAGCCAAGCAGGUCAAUGGGCAACGCUGGCUUGUUAUCGCCCCCAAGGAUCAAUGUUUCGCUGAUGAUGAUUUGGAGGAAGAUGGCAGCGAUUCCAAGGCUGGAGAAACGACAAAUGCAGGAAGUGGACAAAAUACAGGUGGUGAGAAGAAACGCCAUUGGUGGAGCAGGCACUAA